Colletotrichum karsti is the source of this 1179-nucleotide messenger RNA. RefSeq lists its product as uncharacterized. The record is from RefSeq and is a predicted model, not a curated record. Gene Ontology annotation, cellular component: membrane. Lineage: Eukaryota; Fungi; Ascomycota; Sordariomycetes; Glomerellales; Glomerellaceae. Gene Ontology annotation, molecular function: carbohydrate:proton symporter activity. Gene Ontology annotation, biological process: carbohydrate transport; transmembrane transport. The coding region runs from base 1 to 1179 and encodes 392 amino acids. The transcript has 7 exons.
AUGAGUGUUGACUUCAUGCGGGUGCUGACCAGCAUGGGUAGCGAGAUUUCGCCAGCCAAAAGAAGAGGCCAUUUUGUUACGAUGAACCACGUAGGCUUUAUUGCCGGAAUGGCCAUUGGUCUAUGGGUUGGAUAUGGUAUGGCCUUCUGGAAAACAGAAGCUGGUGUGUAUUACGGCUGGAGAGUGACGAUUCUUCUCGAGAUCAUUCCGGCUCUGGUCUUUGGCUUGGGACUACCGUGGAUUCCUGAAACGCCCCGAUGGCUGGUCGAGAACGGCCAGAAAGACCGCGCCCGCUCAACCCUUCGCUGGCUUCGUGAAGGAGCUUACUCCGAGGACCACUUCGAGCAGGAAUUCGGCGCCAUUGUCAAAAACAUUGACGAAUAUCAUCAAUCAGGCAGGAACUGGCUCUCCUUGUUCAAGGAAAAGGCUCUGUUUUCUCGUCUUUGGCGAGCUACCUUGCUGCAGUUUAUGUCGCAGGCUUGUGGCGCCACGGCGAUCAAGUACUACCUGCCUUUGUUGCUUGAGAGCCUUGGUAUCUUCGUUCGUACUGCUCUAUUGAUUGGAGCUAUUGAGAUGACGGUCAAGAUUGGAUUUACCGUCUUGGAAAUGUUCAUCAUCGACAAAUUUGGGAGAAGAAACUGUCUCGUCUUCGGAUGCGUUGUUAUGGCCUUCUCAAUGCUAAUCAACGGCGCCGUGCCGCUUGCGUAUCACGACAAUGAAGCAGCAAAUAUUGUGUGCAUCGUCUUCAUCUUCAUCUACGCCAUCGGCUUCAGUCUUGGUUUUGGGCCGGCCGUUUGGGUGUACAACACUGAGAUAUUCCCAACGUCUGUCAGAGCUCGCGGUUUGAACUUUGCCUCCGUCGGCGGCUCUGUCGCUUCCAUGAUCGUUACUGUUGUUUGGCCUUAUGGUUUGGCUGCGAUUGGUAGCAACAUCUACUUCUUUUUCAUGAUUGUCAACAUUGUUUUCAUCCCACUCCUUUUCGCCUUCAUCCCGGAGACCAAGGGCCGUGAACUCGAAGACAUGGAUGCGCUAUUUGGCAGCGUGGGUCGCCAGCUGCCAAGUGAUGGUGAAGAUUCGUCACAGCAUUUGCUUCGAGAUGAUACACAGGAUGAAGACCCAGAAGAUACACCCCCUGCGUACACACGAGACGGUGAUCGCGAUCUUAGCCUCAUCCAGUAG